GCUCCUCCUCCAGACUUCCGCUCGAUACAUGCACUUCUCACAAAUCUACCUUGGGUUCGCAUUGUGGUAUACGCUGAUAGCUUCUCUACCAGCCUCCCACCCUCAUCUCAACGUCUUCUUCGUGGAUUGCUGCUGGUCUUCACUCAACCUUAGCAGCUCGAACGGUCAAUUCUUCCCUUGUUCUUUGUCCCUGGGCCUGAAACUCCCCUCGACAAAUACCUCGGUCGCCCCUCCCGAACACUUUCCACUCUUACGAAUUGAAAGAAUUCGGACAAGUUCGUCCCAUCAGACGUUCAUAUCCCGUCGCCUGCCAUCGUGCAGGUCUGGCUGGGACUCCUGUUGGUGCAGGAUGAGCCUUUGAGCAGACGUGCUCGGGACUGAUUGAAAUACAUUCUACACCACAUCAACAAGCAUGGCGACGCUUGUCGUCCAACAACAACCCUCUGUUCGACAGUCUACCACUCCACCUCCAGUCGGCCCAACAAUUACCCUCAAUCAACCCCGAUCCUCCACUCCUGUACCCAACAAACACCUCCCAUAUUGUCCUCCUGGACCUGUACCAUCACAAUCCCAGAUCACUCCACCAAAUUCACCUCCGCUUCGAAACGUCGCCCCCAAACCCACUUCGCUGCUCUAUCCUCCGCACAACUACACUAAGUUGUGCAACUCCCCACCUAUCUAUGGUAUCAGUGCAAAAGGCCUUGCCGAAGCGCUCGAUCACUAUGCCUCUCAACCUCUCCCAAACCCCGGUUCGGUCUUCCCUUGGCUUCAUGGCUUGCACCCAGAAAACAGCAUUCAAAUGGCCUUCUUUGUGGCAAGAAAGAAGUCGUUGAGACGGAUUCCAAAAUGCAUUCGAGGUAUAACCAUCAUAAAGGCUGGUGGGGAUCUCAGUCGGGCACGCAUCAAGGGCGCCCUCGCCCCAGAUGAGAUCUUCAACCUGUCAGACAGCAAUGGCCGAGGUUUUCUGGAAUGUGAUCCAAAAGAGGGCUUCUCAGUACGCAACUUUCACAUCCAGGCUGCGAAAAUGGCUCUAGUGUCGGAUGUUGUUGUUUAUGGCGACGAGGACACUGACCAUCGAAUCAUCAAGUCCGUUGCUGAGAGGGCCGCAUCUGUACAGAAGAGAUGGCGCCGAGAGUUGGAAAACUUGGGACAGUGCCCAGAGACUUUCAAUACGUUUGUCCUUACUCAACCUUUCGAGGAUUUUGAACAAGAUUAUCCAGAAUUGGUGGCCAUCGACUCUCAAGGCCACUAUCCGGACCACAGUCUAGACUUUCUCCAGCAAGAACGACGCGAAAUGUGCGCCAUGUCGAAGGCUUCCGAGAUUUCUCACGGCGUCUUCCAAGGUCCAUCCCCCGGACCCCAUACCCUCCCGCCAUCAACCAUGGACGAUCCAUCCUUUGACCUCUACAUCGAGGCUAGCGACCAUGCAUCCAUCCCGGAUGAGAAAAUGCUAGCAACCAAGUUGAAACAACUCCAAGAUCGACAGGACAACAAGCCUGUUCAUCUCGCCUUUCCCAGUUCAGGGAGCAUUCUGCCGCCAUCUUGGUCGCAAGCCGAGGCUGAUGGGAUUCUGCGGAUGUGUCACUGGUUGUACGACUUGACGCAUGCCAGGAAACCCGUGAGCGGGACUCAAGAUGAUGAUGGCGAUAUCCAGAUGACUGAAUUUUCACCUCAAUCUCGACGAGUGCUUUUGCAUUGCGCCGAUGGCUAUACAGAAACCUCGAUGUUGGCUGUGGCUUACUUCAUGUUUGCUGAAGGCCUUCCAGUUCACGAUGCUUGGAUUCGUUUGCACACCGAGAAGCAGCGAAAUUUCUUCGCGUAUCCUUCCGAUGUGGCCCUGUUGAUGGCGGUCCAAGACCGGCUGUUGAAGGAGAGCCCAAAAUUUGUCGGCACAAAGGUUCCCCAACUACCAGCGCCUGCGUGGUUGUCCAAGCUGGAUGGCAGCCUUCCUAGUCGGAUCCUGCCAUACAUGUAUCUGGGCAACCUGACGCAUGCGAAUAAUCCAGAAAUGCUUCGUCUUUUGGGUAUCCGUCGCAUCCUCAGUGUCGGAGAACCAGUGGCGUGGUCGGGAAACGAAGUACAAUCUUGGGGUCGAGAAAAUCUGCUUAUGGUCGAUCGGGUUCAGGACAAUGGGAUUGACGAGCUUUCGCCUGAAAUGGAUCGCUGUUUGAAGUUUAUUGGUAAGUCAUCAUCAUUCAAAAGCGAUUCGUGGGCUCACCGUUGUUCAGAAAAGGGAAAAUCAGAUGGUACAGCUACACUGGUGCAUUGUCGCGUUGGAGUUAGUAGAUCUGCCACGAUUUGCAUUGCAGAGGUCAUGGCAAGUCAAGGGUUGAGUUUUCCAAGAGCAUAUUGUUUUGUGCGUGCACGGCGUCUGAAUGUCAUCAUCCAGCCGCAUCUCAGAUUCGUGUAUGAGUUGAUGAAGUGGGACGAGCAACAGCAAGCCAAGAGGGGCGAGCCCGUGAAAAGGGAACUCGAAUGGGCCGUUGUAGCAAGAGAAAUUGCUGCCAUGAACAGGCCUUACUCUCGGACAUGAGAUGUGUUUGUGCGGCGCCGCAGGCUCGCAGCCGCAUAUCUUUACAACCUGGAGAAGACGAAAGCGACGCUUGCUUUCUGGCAUGUCUGGUCCGGUGUGACGAUGACAUGAGAAUCAUGAUUGCUGUUAUGGAUGUAUACGAAGUAAUGAACUGACGAUUCUGGGAUAUUUGGUAGGCUGGAUUCAAUACCUGAAGAGCACAAUUUGGGUGGCUGCGGCUCGUUUACUGGCAAGGGUACUGUGUCAGUCAAAUAGCCUGGCUACAGGGAUUGGGCUAAAUCUGUGAUACAUGUGCUGGGCCCUUGGAAGUUGUGAAUGCUCGCGACGUCAAAAGCGGGAUUUCGAUGAUGAUGUGAUACAGCGUGAGACACUUUGCAGAGCUCAAUGUUUUGUCCAAGAAUCGUGUAUGUGUGUGUAGCGGUUUUCACUGUGGGUAAUCAGGCCCACUUCAGCACAUCAACGUGGUUGGCAUCGAACAAUACUAGUACCACAUCGG
This is a messenger RNA of Exophiala xenobiotica, 3029 nucleotides long. RefSeq lists its product as uncharacterized. Lineage: Eukaryota; Fungi; Ascomycota; Eurotiomycetes; Chaetothyriales; Herpotrichiellaceae. The transcript is spliced from 2 exons. Gene Ontology annotation, biological process: nuclear DNA replication; protein dephosphorylation. Bases 413 to 2533 code for a protein of 706 amino acids. The record is from RefSeq and is a predicted model, not a curated record. Gene Ontology annotation, molecular function: protein tyrosine/serine/threonine phosphatase activity.